CUCGAAGUCGCACAUCAAUGGCUUCGACCAAGGCCUAUGGGAAGAUCAGCGAAGCAGAGCAAGCGAUGCUCGAUGCUCGCCGCUGCACCCGGAAGAGAACCAUCGUCAUAAGCCUAUCAUCCAUUGUUCUUGUUGCCAUCGGGGUCGCAGCAGUGGUUGGUACUUCGGUGCACGCCAACAACAUGAGCAGCGGAAAGCCUCGACCUCUCUCAACCUCAGUGAAGGCCGUGUGCGACGUCACGCUGUACAAGGACUCGUGCCUUAGCUCCCUCGCCCCAAGGGCUAACUCAAGUGGCCAGGUCCGCCCUGGGGAUCUGUUCAAGCUGUCGAUCCAAGUGGCCUUGGAGGAGUUGGCCAAGGCCGCCGGCUAUUUCUCCGAGCAAGGAACGAUCUUCAAUAACACCAUGGUGAAUGAGACGGCAAGUUCGGCGCUGGAGAGCUGCCGUGAGCUCCUAGGGCUUGCGCUGGACCAUUUGAACAGCUCGCUGUCAUCGAGCGAUGCCUCGAACGUGCUCAGUUCAGGGGAUGAUCUCAGGACCUGGCUCAGUGCGGCCGGGACGUGCCAACAGACGUGCAUCGACGGGUUUGACGAAUCAGCAGGAGCAAUUAAAGAGAAUGUUGCGAGCUAUCUCAAGAAUUCAGGUGAACUGAUAAGCAAUAGUCUUGCGAUCAUCACUUGGAUUUCGAGCAUCACGAGCUCGUUCAAGCUAAGGCGGCUCAUGAGCAUGCCUCACCCCUCCCACCACCUCGGCCACCACCUCGGCCAUCACAAAGUGCCAAAAUGGGUGCACCGGAAAGAGCGUGAGCUGCUUCAGAGCUCCGAUUUGAGGAAGAAGGCGAAUGCUGUUGUGGCCAAAGACGGUUCCGGCAAGUACAAGACCAUCGGAGCCGCACUCAAUGCUGUGCCUGACAAGAGCAACAACACGUUCGUGAUCUACGUGAAGAAGGGGGUGUACAGCGAGAAUGUGCGGGUUGAGAAGUCGAAGUGGAACGUCAUGAUGGUCGGCGACGGGAUGGAUGCAACGCUGGUCACCGGCAGCCUGAACUUCAUCGACGGGACUCCAACGUUUAAGACUGCAACUUUCGCUGUUUUUGGCCAAGGCUUCAUUGCUAGGGACAUGGGAUUCCGCAACACCGCUGGCCCGGCCAAGCACCAAGCAGUGGCCCUCAUGUCAACUGCCGAUCGGUCCAUUUUCUAUCGGUGCCGCAUCGACGCCUUCCAGGAUUCCCUCUAUGCUCACUCCAAUCGCCAAUUCUAUCGGGAUUGCAACAUCUACGGGACAAUCGACUUCAUCUUCGGAAACUCCGCGGUUGUCUUCCAGAAUUGCAACAUUCUACCCAGGACGCCCAUGCUUGGCCAGCAAAACACCAUCACCGCUCAAGGCAAGAUCGACCCUAAUCAGAACACCGGCAUCUCAAUCCAGAACUGCACCAUCUGGCCAGCGGGGAACUUGACCAAUGUCCAAACGUUCCUUGGGCGACCGUGGAAGAACUACUCUACCACGGUGUACAUGCGCUCCAUGAUGUCAGACAUCAUCAGCCCGAACGGUUGGCUUCCGUGGGUCGGCAACUCAGCCCCAGACACCAUAUACUAUGCAGAACUUCAGAAUUACGGACCAGGGUCUAACACAAAAAGCAGAGUCAAGUGGAAUGGACUGAAAUUGAACCUUUCUACUAACGAAGCUAGCAAGUUCACGGUCAAAUCCUUCAUCAAAGGCGACAAAUGGAUCAAGCUGGCGAAUGUCACAUAUAAUCCUAAUUUGUGAAGUUGAUACUGUAUACUCGAGAGCUCUCCGAUUGCCGGUUUCUCCUUUGGGCAAUUUUUUAUUUAUGAGUUCACAUUACUUUUCGACAAAUGGAUCAAGCCGGUGGAUAUCACAUAUAAGCCAUUAUUCUCACUACCUUUUACAUGA
Messenger RNA from Eucalyptus grandis, 1913 nucleotides. Its product is annotated as probable pectinesterase/pectinesterase inhibitor 46. The transcript is spliced from 2 exons. NCBI's taxonomy places the organism in Eukaryota, Viridiplantae, Streptophyta, Magnoliopsida, Myrtales, Myrtaceae. Gene Ontology annotation, biological process: cell wall modification. Bases 18 to 1766 code for a protein of 582 amino acids. The record is from RefSeq and is a predicted model, not a curated record. Gene Ontology annotation, molecular function: pectinesterase activity; pectinesterase inhibitor activity.